AUUAAGGGAACCGAUGCCGACAAUGACAUCAUCGAGUUUGGUGUUCGCGGAGAUAUAGUCGGCAAUCGUUUAGCGGCGGACGUCUAUCUAAAAAUGCCGCUAACAAAACCGGAAUAUAGGAUAACAAUUUACGCUUCCGAUGGUAAACAUGACACUGAAGUCGAGUCCACAAUCAUUGUCACCGAAAGCAUUCCCAUCACUGAAUCGCCAUUUCUUUUAUCAGACAAUAUAAUCAAAAUAUCUGAGAGCACAAAUACAAACCAAACAAUUGCCACAAUAAGUGUGAGGGAGAAGGAGAAUAGCAAUCUUCCCGUCAAUUUUGAAUUAAGGGGUUCCGACAAGUUUUCCAUUAAGUACAUCUUUGGUCCGGGAGUCGAUUACGAGCGACAAAAUCUGUAUAUUUUGUCAAUCGUCGCUUUGAAUUGCUGGACAAACGAAACACACGACACGCGAAACAUUGCAAUCACUGAUAAAGUGGUGGUAAUCACUGAUAUUCAAGACACUGCGCCCGUGUUUAUUGACUUACCAAAUGUGGUGAAAAUAUCGGAAAAUACUAAAGUUGGAAGUGUUGUGUUAAGUGUGAGUGCAGUGGACGGCGAUUAUGGCAAUCAACGCAACAUUACAUAUUAUAUCGACCCGAAGUCAUCUCUGCGAUCCUUCUUCGGAAUCGAUGAGACGAGUGGGUCGGUUGUGUUGCGGCGACCCAUCGAUGACAUUAAACAAGAAAUCGGAACCAAAGAACCUAUGAUUCUA
Messenger RNA from Medioppia subpectinata, 753 nucleotides. NCBI's taxonomy places the organism in Eukaryota, Metazoa, Arthropoda, Arachnida, Sarcoptiformes, Oppiidae. The record is from the annotation of a GenBank genome assembly.